AUGCUGUGUAGCUGGAAGGUAGUAUCAUUGUUUUUGCAUGCCGCCAAGGAUGAUGGCAAGAAAGACACGUCAGACAAAGUUCUUUGGCAUCGCGUCGACAACAUCGAUGGUGAUGAUUGCUAUGGCUUUCUCACAGAAGUUAUCGCUCUCCAUUUGCCUAUCGUUAAACAGUCUGGUGCUGUGUCUAAUGGUGCUGCUGCAGCAAGGGCCUUGAUCAACAACUUUGAGCCCGGAUUGCCUGAGAUCGACAUUGUCAAGUGGAUCAAAUGUUUGGUCGAGAGCCGAAGAUUCAAGCCAGACAAGCUGCUGACGCCCAUCCUCGACUAUAUGUCUGAGCAGGACCGCGCAGCAUUCAUGAAUUUGCCGAAGCACCUCCAGGAUCGUCCUGAUAAGGAAAUACCACCCAGGGUCAUGCCUGAUGAACAAGAGCGUCAGACUCACACAAAAAGGUUUGCGACUCCUGGCAAGUACAAGGCAUUGAUCCCUGGUGAAGGCCUCCUCCCAGCAGUUGAUGUUCGGUUGACGGUCUUACCUGCCCCUGAUAAUGCUCGGCUUGGUGACUCGAGCUCUGGGGAGGAUGAUGUGGCGCCUGACAAGACCAUCAUGAUAGUGCAAGGAUUCUAUCGCAAUCCAGGUGUCAAGCAAUCUCGCUCAGCUCGAUUUGGCCACAAGAGAACAGAACAACAAGCGUUGGACAUAGUUCUCAAGUGGAUGUGGGCAAGGCAUGAUGAGGCUGUUGCUCGCAGUCAGCUGGAUUUGCCUGACGACCUCAAGUUGGAUGACUUGCUAGCCGACGUUGAUGAGUCUGACAAGGGCGAGAAUGACAACAAGAACAAGAAAAAUAAAAAGGAGAAAAAACAAAAAAAAACAGAGAAAAAGGAAAAAAACAAAGACGGCAAAGGGAAAAAAAGGAAAAAAAAGGAUACAGAUGAAGAUGAAGAAGAUCAAGACGAGCCUGACGAGCCUGACGAGCCGCCAUCAAAAAGGCCACCCAAAAAACAGCCGGCCCAAUCAAGCAGCCUGACACGUGGCAGGGGGCAUGGCAGAGGAAAAGGAAGGGGAAGGUUCACCACAGCCAGAAAAGAAGCAGAUGAUGAGAAGGCGAAAGCAGAUGCUGUGGUCAGGGUGCAAAAAGAGUUGGCUGAGCUGAAAGGCAUGGGGAAGCAGGACAGCACGCAGCGUGAGGAAGCACGACAAAGAAGCAUGAAGGCAAAGAAGGACACUUGGUUACAGAUUGAACUUGUCAUUGUUUGUUUGGUGGCCUUGUCAAAGACCAAUCUAUAUAUUAUAUAUUCUAUAUUUGCUGUCAUUCAUGUUACCCAAUUAUCAAUGUUGACAGUUCGGAUUUAUUUACAGCGUCACUUCCCUACCCCUAUUUAA
Cladocopium goreaui is the source of this 1380-nucleotide messenger RNA. The record is from the annotation of a GenBank genome assembly. Lineage: Eukaryota; Dinophyceae; Suessiales; Symbiodiniaceae.